CUCCAUGGAGAUGAGUCCUUGGUUCCAGUUCAUGCUGUUUAUCCUGCAGCUGGACAUUGCAUUCAAGCUGAACAACCAAAUCCCCCUGAGUCUCUGUACUGCCUGGUGUCUCCAAGUCCAGAAUCUCCCCUCAAACUGUGAAAAGACUGGAAAAUCUAGAAGACCCAGAGAUCCAGUGAUUUUGUAUACGGAGUUUGAACAAGAUUCCUGUUGUCUGCACUGUGCCUCAUCUCUGUCUUCAGCAAUACCAGUGUUUUCAAAUUUUUAGUUCCUUGGGGGUCUGCUGGACAUGAUGCCUCACUUUUCCGCAAUAUCCCUUCUGUAGUGGUUUAGGCUAUGCUCCUCUCUGUGGCUGUUAAGAAGUCUUACUUCAUCUAUUUUUCAUUUUUUAAAAAGUUGUUGCAAUCCUUGAUCUGUUCAUGUCAUUACCAUGCUUUUCCCCCUUUUGAUUUAAUAUCCUUUGAAUUCCUUUACUAUUUGUUCUGUGGCAUUUCAGGAGGGAGAGGAAGAAAAUAGGAAUGGCCAAUUUACUGUGUUUGGAAAUUUAAAUAGUACUAAUAGAGUAACGGGGCAGUGGUGUUCAUAGAGGGUUUCAUCUAUAUCCAGAUGGCCUCAAAUGUCCCCUUUUCUUGAAUUCUUUCUUUCUCUUUCUGGAUUUCAGAGAACUUGGGGUUCACAUUGGCUCCGGGUCACACUGGGUCAAUGGAUAGGAAGCCCUAGUUUUCCAAACAGUAGUUAUCAUCUGUUUUUAGAGCCUUAGAAUUGAACCCCUUCUCAUAAUGCCAGUGAGAACUGGCUCUCCAAUCAAUCAUAUUGGAAAUGUGAUUUGUUUUUUCCCCCCCAUUAAGACUCUUCUGUUCUUGAACUUGAUCAGCACUGUAUAAGACAAAAUGGAUGGAUGCAAUAUUUAUUCAUCUCAUCUCCUUAAUGAGUUCUGUGCUAAGAGAGAAAACACCAGCAGAUGAAGCAUGAGUUUCAGGCGCCUAAGGCACUUUGGUGGAAGAAGGACCUCACGUUCCAUGGAACUCCUCUGGGCAGACCUAGGACCUGUGUUGCAAGUCUCAGGAAGAUAAGUGCUGAUCAUGAGUCACAAUCUGACCAUUUGAGCUGCUUCAAAGCGAGAGAAAAUGCAGAAGUUUCCAUGGAUGUUUCUCUGGCUUACCGUGAUGAUAUGUUUGCUGAAUGGACUGAAAUGGCCCAUGAGAGAGUGCCUCGGAAACUCAAAUGUACCUUCACAUCCCCCAAGACCCUGGAGUAUGAGGGUCGUUACUAUGAAUGUGAUGUCCUUCCUUUUAUGGAAAUCGGGUCUGUGGCUCAUAAGUACUAUCUUCUGAACAUACGGCUGCCUGUGAAUGAGAAGAAGAAAAUCAACGUUGGAAUUGGGGAGAUAAAGGAUAUUCAGUUGGUGGGAAUCCAUCAAAAUGGAGGCUUCACCAAGGUGUGGUUCGCCAUGAAGACCUUCCUUACACCCAGCAUCUUCAUCAUUAUGGUGUGGUAUUGGAGGAGGAUCACUAUGAUGUCCCGACCCCCAGUGCUUCUAGAAAAAGUCAUCUUUGCCCUUGGGAUUUCCAUGACUUUUAUCAACAUCCCGGUGGAGUGGUUUUCCAUUGGCUUCGACUGGACCUGGAUGCUGCUGUUUGGCGACAUCCGACAGGGCAUCUUCUACGCGAUGCUUCUCUCCUUCUGGAUCAUCUUCUGUGGCGAGCACAUGAUGGAUCAGCAUGAGCGGAAUCACAUAGCAGGGUAUUGGAAACAAGUUGGACCAAUUGCUGUUGGCUCUUUCUGCCUCUUCAUAUUUGACAUGUGUGAGAGAGGGGUACAGCUCACGAAUCCCUUCUACAGUAUCUGGACUACAGAUGUUGGAACAGAGCUGGCUAUGGCCUUCAUCAUUGUGGCUGGCAUCUGCCUCUGCCUCUACUUCCUGUUUCUGUGCUUCAUGGUGUUUCAGGUGUUUCGGAACAUCAGUGGGAAGCAGUCCAGCCUGCCAGCCAUGAGCAAAGUCCGGCGGCUGCACUACGAGGGGCUGAUUUUCAGGUUCAAGUUCCUCAUGCUGAUCACCUUGGCCUGUGCUGCUAUGACUGUCAUUUUCUUCAUUGUUAGUCAGGUGACUGAAGGCCAUUGGAAGUGGGGCGGUGUCACAGUUCAAGUGAACAGUGCCUUUUUCACAGGCAUCUAUGGAAUGUGGAACCUGUAUGUCUUUGCUCUGAUGUUCCUAUAUGCACCAUCCCAUAAGAACUAUGGGGAAGACCAGUCCAAUGGUGAUCUGGGUGUCCACAGUGGAGAAGAACUCCAGCUCACCACCACCAUCACCCACGUGGACGGGCCCACCGAGAUCUACAAGUUGACCCGCAAGGAGGCCCAGGAGUAAGAGGCCGCAGCACCCGCUGGGACCGUCCCCCACAUCCCAGCCCCUCGAACUAGAGUGAGGAGUGUGCCAGAGAGAGCUCAGAUGCAAACGAAUGCUCGAGGCUCUUAGCCAGGGUUGCCCGGGCCUGCGGCGUGGACAUUUGUCAGUUUGCCUUCUGACUGUAGCUCUCGGAGGAAGAUUCCUGUGGCCACUGACGCGCUGUGUAUGAUAACAAAACCUCUGAUACGACACAUUUUCUGGGAUCAUUGUUAAUUAGUGACAUAGUAACAUCUGUAGCAGGUGGUUAGUAAACCUCAUGUGUUGGGGGUGUUCUCCUUGGGGGAUGGUUUGGGCCAGAUGGGGUCUAUAUGGAGUGGAAUUAUUUGACUCUUUUUCCUGUUUUAGAUUCUAGGAUAGAUUCUAACAUUUUUUGCAGCCCAAGAUACGCUGAUGUCAGUCUCCUCAAUUCUAGUCUGUGACCACUUGUGGUGUUUUUUUUUUUUUCUAUUUAUACCACCAAGUAGCCUAUUGAGUUAAUAUUUAAGUUGUCAAUAGAUAUGUGUCCCUAUUUUUUAUGGCAUAAUAUAAAAUAACCGAAUCUCAUGAGAAGGUCUGCUACGCCGGGGGCAUUUCAGCUUUGAAACCAAAUCUGUAUACCCAAUACUAACCAGUCUUUUGGAUGUGGGUUUUAAAAAGAUGUUUGCUAAACUACCCAAGUAGGAUUUACUGUAUUAAAUGGCCUUUGGGUCUGAAAAGCUUUUUUAACCUCUUGCUUAAAAUGUGUUUUCUUUUGAUAAGAUGCUUCCAACAGCCUCCAACAGUGUAGGCCUGAUCAUUUAAAUAAACCUGUACGUGUACGCGCA
Molecule: messenger RNA, 3210 nt
Organism: Suricata suricatta (meerkat)
Lineage: Eukaryota; Metazoa; Chordata; Mammalia; Carnivora; Herpestidae
Gene: WLS
Product: Wnt ligand secretion mediator
Exons: 13
Coding region: 962-2368 (468 amino acids)
Biological process (GO): Wnt signaling pathway; intracellular protein transport; Wnt protein secretion
Cellular component (GO): organelle membrane; endomembrane system
Molecular function (GO): Wnt-protein binding
Source: RefSeq, a predicted model, not a curated record